This is a messenger RNA of Paramecium sonneborni, 1023 nucleotides long. Lineage: Eukaryota; Ciliophora; Oligohymenophorea; Peniculida; Parameciidae. The record is from the annotation of a GenBank genome assembly.
UUUAUUCGAAAUAUGUCUUUGAUUGUACGAAAUAUAUCAAGCAUUAGAGAAGAAUGGAGAUAACUAAUGAAAAAGAAGAUUAAAAAAACAAAAAGAAAGAAUUAAUAUACUUUACCAUAUAAGUUUGAUGAUGAAAUUUAGGACGUUAAAUAAAAAGAUGAUUCAUUGCUAAUUGUUUAAAAUAUUCCAUCAACCAUACCAAAUAAUAAUGUUUUUAGAUUAAAGACAAAUAUCUAAUUCUCUUUAGAGAUAAGCAAAGAUUAUUCAUUGGGUUAACUCUUUGUUGAUCCUCAUUCAAACAAUUAUAAAAUAGUUAGGAUAGAUAAAAGGAAAAACCUCAUAAUAUUAACAUUAGAUUAAAUAGAUAGACCUAUUACUCCACCAGAAGUUUUGUAUUCUAUUUUUAGAGAUAGAAGCUCUGAAUUGGCCAAAGCAUUUAUGUAAUAUAAUAAUAGAAACCUUGAUCCAACUAAAUGCAAAUAGCAUACAAUGUAAGAAAUGGUAGAUUUUGAAUCAAAAAUUUAAGGAAAGCCUUAUGCAGUUUAUGUGAAUACUUAUAAAGAUGGCAUAUGGAAAACAUUUUAAAAGAUUUUUAAUCAAGAAUAACUCAAAAUUUAUGCAAUAUCAGAGGAGAUGCUUUUUCAUUAUUGUAACGAAACCAAACUUAUCCCUGUAAGUGCCUUUUUUGAUCAAAAUGAUAAAUAGUUGAAUGUAUUUUACAAAAUGUUUAAAGGUAUUGUUGGUUAAUAAUCAAUAAAAAGAGAUUAUAUAAAUUACAAUGGAGAGCAAUUUACUGCUUCACUCAUAGUUUAAUGUUUCUUUAUUUAUGAUAAAGAAAAAGAUAUACUCUUUGAUUAUACAUACUUUGUGACUGAUUGUGAUUAAUAAUGGCUAUCUGAAAUGAAAGUGAAAUAAAAUGAGUUGGAUUAUUUUAAUAUAAAACCUAAUUCUUGUUCAACUGAAGAAUCCUCCUUUUAAGAGCAAUUAAAGAGAUGCGGAUUCAAAGUUUUGAAUUAGAAAUGA